Penaeus monodon (black tiger shrimp) is the source of this 2904-nucleotide messenger RNA. RefSeq lists its product as uncharacterized. Bases 333 to 2855 code for a protein of 840 amino acids. Lineage: Eukaryota; Metazoa; Arthropoda; Malacostraca; Decapoda; Penaeidae. Gene Ontology annotation, molecular function: proton channel activity. Gene Ontology annotation, cellular component: membrane. The transcript has 9 exons. The record is from RefSeq and is a predicted model, not a curated record. Gene Ontology annotation, biological process: proton transmembrane transport.
CGGGGGAAAGUAGAGAGAGACAGGAGGAGGGGCCUUCAGCAACACCUAGCCCGUGAGUCCGCCCUCUGACUCGGCUCAGUGUCGCUUAGCUCGGUGAGGCUUUCAGAACCCGACGUCAGCGCACGGCAGGCUCCCGCUGUCACGUGUCGCCGCACGAAGUCAACUGAUUCGCUAAUCACGAUAAAAGAAAAAAAAAAAAAAGAUUCGUGUGUAAAAAAGACAAGUGAUUUGAGAAUUACCAUCUACUUCGUUAGCGUUACGGAAACAUGAGAAACUGAUUAGUGAAGUGGACUCAGCACAUUGGUCAACCUUCGUGAGUGGUACAAUCCAAGAUGGCCGAAGAUACGCCCACGUCGACACAUGACACUUUACACACACACCCUAAGGUUACACGCACAGGGCACACCACACAGGGGCCACACACACACACUCUGGAAACUAGGUCACACGGCGGGCAUUCUUCGAAGGGCAUGGACUACUCCGGACUUCAACUGAACGACUCUUUAGACGCACUUGACGAGUCGGUGAGCGGCGACGUCCCUCCGCAGGUCGUGGCGUUCCAGCUGAAGCGCCUGCGAUCCGACGACGGCUCGUCCACCACCGCCGAGGAAGUCUGGGAGUCACUCGAGCAAGACAGUUCUGGUUACGUAAGCUGCAGUGAAGGUUUCCCGGCAGGCGGCGGGGCCAGCGACGCUGAGCCGGAGUUUCCCGCGGGCAGCCGCAGCCUCCGCUCCAUCCGAGAGGACCUGGCGUCGGCAGUGUCGCGCGAAACCCGCUCGGAGUGUCACGACGCCCUUCCGCUGGCGACGGAAAAGGAAACCCACGAGGUCGGGGAGGUCGUCGCGAGUGACGGUUCGCUGUCAGAAAAGGCUUCCAUUACCGAGGGAAAACUCGCGACAACUUCCUUCACGACAAAGAACGCAAGCGGUUACAAAGGUGAAGGCAACCCGCCCGGCAGGGAGGGGGAGGCACUGCAGGAGUUGGGCGCUGCAGGAAGGACGGAGAGUGCGUCGUCGGACUCGAGGCGCGAGGCAGCUCCUUCACCGCGCCCUCCUCUCACAAGGGCUCGACCGCUCUUUGGCGAUGACGAGCCCGAGGCGCCCUCAGCCUCGGCCCCCCUCGCCGAGGACGUAGCUGUCCGCCCCAAAAGUGCCAGCCCGUCGGAUAAGAAGAGCGGCGAAAGGGAAGAUUCGUUAUCCUCCUUCAAGGGCAGAAGGAACAGGAAGAAGGGCUACGCCUCGUCGUCCUCGCUGAGCCUCGAGAACCCGCUGCCGGAGAUCGCCGAGGACCCGCCCGCGCCGCAGCACGUGGUCGUGGACCUCACGGACGGCGGCGAGCACGAUCCCUUCGUGGCGGUGUCCGUGGAGGAGCCGGAUGAUCCCGACUCAUGGGAUCACGAGGAGGCCCUGAGCAUGAAGAUUCAGACUGACCUCGAGUCCCAAGGGGACAAGAUGGCGUCACGAUACCUCAGGUCGAAGGGAAUUCGCGUGCCGCCGCCGCGCCACCGCAGCUUCGGGGAGACCGUGGUGAACAUCAGUGCAGGUGAAGUGGACUGUGAAUACGUGAGCGAAAAUGAGAGCAGGGAGUUCAAUAACUCCUUUUAUCAAAGUGACGCGGGCGAAGGUGAAGGCGGGGGCAGGGCAGAGUACCUUGGGCACGAGAACUUGGCCUUCGUGGAGGACGAGCAGGACGCGAUCAGCCAGGAGGAGAACUUCGCCUCCCCCGAGGAGCCGGACGCGGGUCCCGUGGAGCUGCCGAGGAGGAGCUCCGACCCGGAGGUGUCGUCCAGUGCCAAGAGUGACGAGGUGAAGGCGGAGGAGGAACUCUUCCGGUCUGCCAGCUGUGGCACGGAGCUCGACAAAGUGCUCAACAAUCUGAGCGGCGAGCAGAGCCCGGCCUCGGGGACACCCACCCUCAGGAAGAGGAGCAUCUCGAGGGGCCGCCAGGAGAGCAUCCACUCGGAGCCCGGCGACAUGAAGACGAAGGAGGAGACUCCCGAUUCCGCUAAAUGGGUGGGUGUCCAUGGAGGCCAGCCAAGUGAAGGCGCCCAGUCGGCCUCCCCCCUCCUCACCUCCCCCACCACGCCCCACAUCGUUGUGUCUCCCGAAGAGAACGCCAGCUCCCAGAACGCCAAUGAUAAGUCGGUGCAAGAGGACGCUGCUCAGCAGCAGUCCUCGCCCCAAGCCAAUAAUGGCACGAGCGUCCCCAACGGCCAGUCCGCCCUUGCUUCGCCGCCGACCCCCGCCGUGGAGGAGAAGGAGCGCACGCGGCCUGAUAAGCUAACGUUGACCAUGAAUACCCUGGACCUCCCAGAUAGCCGCCACCCCUCACUAGAUAUUGGUGUGCGCCGUAACACCCGGCGUAACUCCAUGAGCGAAAUGCUCAAACGUUACGGAAGUCAAACCAACCUCCAAAGGACUCCCUCAACCAACAACAUCCGACGCAGUACCUCUCGGAACAGUCUAGUUCUAGAGUGGACUCAAGAGGGGAACGAUUCCCUCAUUGCUUGUCUGAGUGCCCUCUAUGGCAAGCUUCUAGUGGUGAUGGGCAUGGCUUUCCCAAUUGCAGAGGUCAUUUCACAUGAUAUACCUGUCACUUUUUACAAUGGUUUCUACCUCUACUUGUACAUUGGGUCCAUAAUAUUCCUAGUGUACGCCUACAUGUUCCUCUUACGUUCGAUCAACCUCCCAACAGAGCAGAUCAAGUCCAAGUUUCAUUCCCUGCGAAACUACAUGGCUAUGCCUGACUUACACAUGGUCUUCCCUCAUCGGAACUCUUCGCAGCAAGAGGGUACAGGUAGAAAGAAUAAUAACAUUUCAAAGAUGAUUGAGAACUACCACAAUUACAAAUAUUAACAUGGGAUCACAGUAAGGUGUUUUAACAUUAUCUAACCAGAUUUAGGAG